Molecule: messenger RNA, 2860 nt
Organism: Linum trigynum
Lineage: Eukaryota; Viridiplantae; Streptophyta; Magnoliopsida; Malpighiales; Linaceae
Source: the annotation of a GenBank genome assembly
CGAGUAAAUUUAAUUAAAAAGGAAAAAAGAGUGGAUGAACUCUCCAUCCUUUUCUUUCUUUCUCGUCGCACUCAAUCUCCGUCUCGACUUUUGUCCUUUCUCUCUCACCGCCGCGAAAACCACAAAGUUCUUCUUCUUCUUCUUCAGUUCUUCCUUGUCUCGAUCUCCAUUUCAUACCAGUGAGGAGACGGAAGCUCAACGUCAAGACUCUCUUCCUUCUUCUUUCUUCUCCUCUUUGCUCGCUGUCUCUAUCCCUGUUGAUUUCCACGAUUCCAGGUUCUUUCCUCUCGCUCUCUCGCGCUCUUGCUUGCUGCAGUUCUAUCUUUUCUUUGGUCCCUUAGACGCGUUCUCAUGGUUCAAAGCUCUUCGUCGGUGUUGCGUAUUGCCUGCUGCGUUUCUUUUGUAUUAUGAUCGGGGAGUAGCGGGAGCCAUUUUCCGCUCUGCUUUCAGUUAUUCGUCCCUGCUGCAAUCAGUUUCCCGUUUCUGUUUCCCAGUUACAGUUCUCGAGUGUGGUGGAAUUUUUCUUGCUGCUUUUAGGAAUUGUGAAAUCUGUGGAUUGUAGUGAUCUCCAUAUGCUGCCGGAAUUAGAAACAAUUUUGUCCCCAACUGUGAAUGAGUUGGUAUUUUUGUGCCGCAUGGUUGUUGGGGCUUUCUCUUAUGUGGAAUGGAUUGUUUCUAAAUUUACUCUUGCUGCUGGAUUGUUUGCUUGCAGGAUUGUUGGUAAGAAACUAUGGAUUCCUGCUAUAAGAGUCUGGAACGAAGCAUAUACUGUGGUGGUUAUAGUAAUAUUGGGUCGAUAGGCUGUCGCCAUGGUUUAGGGAUUUAGAGAUAGUACGUUGGUGGAAUUCCUUCUAUUCGAAUUUUGCACUUCAAUUCUUCCAUUCAUCUUGCUCUCAUUGCUGUUGUGCUCGCGGAAGAAAAGGGGGAGCACAAAUAGGCACAAGUGUUGUUGAAUGGGUAAUAAGUUGGGAAGGAGGAGGCAAGUGGUAGAUGAGAGGUAUACAAAGCCACAAGGUUUAUAUGUCCACAAAGACGUAGACCAUAAGAAGCUCAGGAAACUCAUUCUUGAGUCCAAGCUCGCACCUUGCUAUCCUGGUGACGAGGAGUCGUGCAAUGAUCAUGAAGAGUGCCCUAUUUGCUUCCUGUAUUACCCAAGCCUCAACCGAUCACGAUGUUGCACGAAAGGGAUCUGUACAGAAUGUUUUCUGCAGAUGAAAAAUCCUAAUUCAACUCGUCCUACUCAAUGUCCAUUCUGUAAAACGUCAAAUUAUGCUGUGGAAUAUCGUGGUGUAAAAACAAAGAGGAAAAGGGUUUGGAGCAAAUUGAAGAACAAAGAGUAAUAGAAGCAAAGAUUAGGAUGCGACAACAAGAGCUUCAGGAUGAAGAGGACAGAAUGCAUAGAAGGCUAGAAUCAAGUUCUUCCAGUUCUAACAUUGCACCUGAGGAGAUUGAUUGUGGCUCUGUAGCAGGUAUCAUCACUCUGUUUUGCUGUCUUUACCUGGAUUCACUUUUCUUUCUGGGUGUACUGAAUGCCUUGAGUUUCCUCCUUUUAAGUUCCAUCCGAUGCAUCAGCAGAAAGCAAUGAAAUUGUUUCUUCUCAACCAUCUAUCAGAGAUCCUGCAUUGUCUAGACCAAACAGGUAUAUUGUGCAUCUCCUUCUGUUUAUGGCUUUGUUCAUUACAUAGGUGGGGGCAUAGGGUCGUGAAUCAUGAUGGGAAUUGCCUUCAUCAAGCUAGUAGACAUUAGCAAAGUUGAUAACUUUAGUAGGUUGCUGUAUGCGGCAUCAGUUUAUUGGAUGAAUUAGUUGGUGGCCGAUUCCAAUCAUUUCUUCCUGAACUGAGUUCUACCCUUGCUCUUUGUCUGAGUGAACAUUGAAUUUAUUUCCUUUGGUAGGUUUUGAAGCAUGUCAUUAGUAGUAUGGCAGCCAAUCAUCCAAUAUAUUCAAUAGCUUGGUCAUGUUGUCCACAUACGUUUCAUAAUCAUUGUUAGGGCAGUUUGAACUAGACAGCCGGUUUACUUAUAUGAAAUGCUUAGACAUGAUUAGGUUCUUCAUAUACUUCUGGGAUGGGAACUAGACUGCUGGUCUACUCUUACUAUUUGUUGUGAUACGACCUUUGAUGCAUGGUGCUUGUUUGAGAGUUGUGCACCAGAUACAUCACCUAUAGGAUGUUAGACAUGUUCAUGUGUUGCCACUCAUAUGCUAGUGAUUGUAGAUGAUGGGAAAUUAAGGUUUUGAACAGUUCUUCUGGAAAGGAUUGGUUUUGUUAGCAACAUCGUUUUGAUUGGUAGUAUUUCUACUUUCUAUUUACUGUUUGAGACAUUAAUUACUGAGUGCUUUGUUGUAGCUAUUCAAGAAUCCUAAGUAUACCUGUCGUUCAUGUACCGGCAUUUGAAUAUAUGUUUGUAUACGUUUUAGAUGAUAGCAGCGGCUAAUCUAAUUGAUAUUUGGUGCUGAUUCAAAUUUGGAAUGUUCUCUAAUUGAAGGGAUGAAGACUUUGACCUUGAUCUCGAGGAUAUUAUGGUAAUGGAGGCAAUCUGGCUUUCUAUUCAGGUAGAUUUACCUUCCUUGUUUGCAUACAGUGCGUGCAGAAGGACUAGAAAACUUAAUCUGGAAAUUUGAAAUACUGUAGUUUACCCUGCAAAAGCAUUUAGGUUUCUGUUGCUACUUGCCUUGUGAUGUGCCUAAACUGCUCUAAUUGUCAAUAAAAUAGCUCGGGUUGCUGGAAAUUGAAAGGAAUUGGGAAAUUUAGGGGUUUUGGUAGGUUAGAUGGAGGAAGAACCGCCACACCAGUCGGUGAUAAGGUUCGGGCAAGGCGCCACAACCAGGGGUUGAUAAGCCUAAGAAAUCACAAGGAAAUAU